Messenger RNA from Ylistrum balloti, 3122 nucleotides. RefSeq names its product dipeptidyl peptidase 1-like. Gene Ontology annotation, molecular function: cysteine-type endopeptidase activity. The record is from RefSeq and is a predicted model, not a curated record. The coding region runs from base 39 to 1400 and encodes 453 amino acids. The transcript is spliced from 8 exons. Gene Ontology annotation, cellular component: lysosome. Lineage: Eukaryota; Metazoa; Mollusca; Bivalvia; Pectinida; Pectinidae.
AUUGCACAUGACUACUUGACACAGUGCUCGGUGAGGAAAUGGAGGCUUUGAAAUUAUUUUUCUUUUUUCUGAUUUUCGUUGGGACAGUGAGUGGCGACACGCCUGCUAAUUGCACGUAUGAAGAUAUACGUGGCAAAUGGGUGUUUCAAACUGGGCAAGCCGGCAAUACUAACAAGGUGGACUGCAAGGAGAUGACAGAUGUGGUAUCCACUUUCAGUGUAGAGUUGCUGUACCCUGACGUGGCAGUUGAUGAGUUUGGGAAUAAAGGAUUUUGGACUUUAAUUUAUAACCAGGGUUUCGAAGUUGUGAUCAGAAACAGGAAGUAUUUUGCAUUUUCAAGUUAUAAACAGGAUGGUAAAAAUGUUACCAGUUACUGUGAUCAAACAUUACCAGGUUGGUCACAUGACACUUAUGACAGAAGCUGGGCAUGCUACAAAGGGAAGAAGACUAAAGCCGUUAGACCUAAAUAUCACACCAUACUACCUCAAAAACAGGUGAAUAGUCAAUACUAUACAACAGACCAUGAAAUGUUACACAAUAUCAACACUAAACAGGGCUCAUGGAAGGCCCAAGCAUACCCACAUUUUGAAAAAAUGACCAUGGAUGAAAUUAUCAAAGUUGCUGGUGGGAGAAAAUCUAGAAUUUAUGGGCAAGCAAGAGCUGUUCAGCCUACGAAGGAGGAGGUUCUAAGCACUCUCAAUCUUCCAGAAGCAUUCGAUUGGAGAAAUCACAUGGGACAAGACUUUGUUUCUCCCAUCAGAAACCAAGAAUCCUGUGGGAGUUGCUAUGCCUUUUCUUCCAUGGGGAUGCAUGAGGCCCGUGUACGUGUGAUCACAAACAACACACAACAGCCUGUAUUAUCCCCACAAGAUAUUGUGGACUGCAGUGAAUAUUCACAAGGCUGUGAGGGUGGAUUUCCUUACCUGAUAGCGGGGAAGUAUGCUGAAGAUUUCGGCAUUGUCCUAGAGUCGUGUAAUCCUUAUAAUGGGAAGGACUCGACCGUAUGUCACAGCAAGUCCUCAUGUGGCCGAAUGUAUGCAACAGACUACCACUAUGUUGGGGGAUAUUAUGGAGCAUGUAACCAGUAUGCCAUGAUGACAGCCCUUGUAAGCAAUGGACCAAUGUCAGUGUCAUUUAUGGUGUACAGUGACUUCCUACACUACAAGAGUGGAGUGUACCAUUACACACAGCUAGAGAAUCGCUUUAACCCAUUUGAGAUUACAAAUCAUGCAGUGUUGCUAGUCGGAUAUGGCCAGGUGGAGGAGACAGGUGAGAAGUACUGGAUUGUGAAGAACAGCUGGGGUACAGGCUGGGGAGAAGAUGGGUACUUUAGGAUCAGGAGAGGACAUGAUGAAUGUGCCAUUGAGAGUAUAGCUGUAGAGUCCACACCCAUUGUUUAGAAUGCACUUUGGGACAGAAUCGUCUCUCAAUUGAUGACUUUUCAGUUAUCACCAAUGUUAUGAGAAAGAGUUGUCUCCCAUUGUGCAAUGUCUCCUUUUUUAAACCAUAGUAUUUGAUAUUUAUUCAGAUUUCUUUGAAAGAUCAAAUAUUGAGACAGUCAUUUUAAUAUAUUACAGUGAAACCUCACCUAAUGACUUCCUCAAAAUUACAACCACCCGGCUAUUACAGGCACUUUCUUUCAGUCUGGUUUUUUUCACUGUAAAUCUUUGUAUUGGUCACUUCAGUAUUACAACCACCCCUCUGUUCUGUAUUACGACCACUUCUUACAGUCUCAAUGACCACUAAUUAAAGAUAAUUGACCUCACAAUUAAGCUCUGACCAGUGAUUAAAGUUUACCUGGUGGGCAGUGAACCGCCAGCAUUUGUGUCAAUCUCGACCAUGGUUUCCAUCACAGGUUACCAACCCUGUCACCAGGUGGCGUUACAUGAAGUAAACAUCAUUAUCGGAUUUACUUGGCCUUGAAUAAUAUACAUUACUUAUUGAUUUAUAUACAGUUUUUAUUAUAAACAGAGUUAUGGUUCUUGGCGGUCAAUCUGAUCCACCGCACUAUUAAGACCACCUCGCUAUUAAGACCGCUUUUUGUCCAGUCCCCAAAGUGGUCUUAAUAGCAAGGUUUCACUGUAGUUUGAAUAACUGAAUUCUGCAAAAAGCACUUUAAAAGUAAUUAAUGUAUGAUCCAUCGUUUUCAUAUAAGAUUUUAGAAUAAAAAUAGCUCAGAUGAAUGUAAACUUGCUUUGUUGAACAAUUUUGUGAAAAUAGAACCAUAAUAACAAGAUUGUUUUUAUUGUCUGCUCCUGAAUAGUAUAAUCAAACUCUGGAUGUCUGUUCUUACUGUGAUCAACUGUUACUAAAUGUUUACCCACAAUGUCACAGGAUUAGUGUUAUUCUCCUGUAAGUACACAACUCUACACAUUGUGUAUUAACGUUUCUUCGCUAAAAGUGUCCUAUAGAGUUCUACACAUGUUUAUGCUGGUACACAUAUCUGUAUUGUAACAGAGCCUCAUGGCCUCGUUAACUAGUGGUUUUUCAUUUUUUUUUUUUUUUUUUUGAGAAUUUUUCUGGUCAUUGUUCUUUCUUUUCUGAUGAUAUACAGUACCACAUGUGUACAGAAUCACACAGCCCUUACUAUUGUUUGUGAAUAUUCCUAUAUACUGCUUGUUGAUUCCUCUUUUGGUUAUUUCAAAUACAGUAUAUUAUGAAAAUCUGGACAUGCGCAGAAAAAAAAAUCUAGACACCGUAUUCCACAAAUGAUUUCUCAACUAACUUGCAAUUGAUAUGUGAUGCUAAAUCUGAGAGAGUAAUAUUGGAAAAGGUCCCACAGAUGUAAAUAUUAGAUAUUUUUGUGACUUUGAAACAUACACUUGUAAAGUCAAGCUCAAGUUGAACUUAAACAUAAACUUCAACAAAUUUCUAUUUUUGAAGAAAAAAAUUCCACCCAGUAUUAUGAUUAGUUUUACUUUUUUCACUCUCCCAUAUGAUAGAGGUUGUAUAAUAAGUAGAAUCAGUGAUGGCUGAUCAACACAAAAGUACAGUCUUUAGAUAGUAAAUUCUACAAUAUUUUACUACUGAUAUUUACAAAAGCCUUCUUAUAUAGUUAUUUUUGGUAUUCUCUUUACAACCAAGUAGGUCAAUAAUUAAUUUUUGAAAGUUAAACUGGAACA